This is a messenger RNA of Vombatus ursinus (common wombat), 2893 nucleotides long. RefSeq names its product aryl hydrocarbon receptor nuclear translocator like (gene BMAL1). The transcript is spliced from 21 exons. Gene Ontology annotation, biological process: regulation of transcription by RNA polymerase II; circadian rhythm. Lineage: Eukaryota; Metazoa; Chordata; Mammalia; Diprotodontia; Vombatidae. Gene Ontology annotation, cellular component: nucleus; aryl hydrocarbon receptor complex; cytoplasm. The record is from RefSeq and is a predicted model, not a curated record. Gene Ontology annotation, molecular function: DNA-binding transcription factor activity, RNA polymerase II-specific; RNA polymerase II cis-regulatory region sequence-specific DNA binding; protein dimerization activity. The coding region runs from base 522 to 2423 and encodes 633 amino acids.
UGCUGCCGCUGCCGCUGCCGCUGCCGCUGCCGCCGCGAAAACUGAGGAGAGCUGGGACCCCGGACUGCGCGCCCUCCGGGCAGCUCGCCCGCCCACGGAAAUUGAGAUGACGUUUGCUCACCCUUAGUUUUAUAGCCACCACUCUUCACUAUUCUUCAUGAGUUUUUGAAAAAAGAUGAAGAUCACCAGCAAUCCUGUCUGCCAGUUCUUUCAGUACCCUGGGAUGUAUUUCAUCUAAACCUGGUGACUUGAUCUCAUCAGGAGCAGUCAGGAUUCCAUGAGAAGGUGACAGAUAUCAGAAAAGCCUGUAGGUGACUAGCACUGCAGUGGAGACCUGAUUCCUAGUCUGAAUUUGAAUUUCAAAAACCCUAUUUCCAGGUGUCUCUACAAUGUUUUGGGACUUGAUAUCAUCUGCAAAGAGGAGCAUCUCCAAGACCUCACCUUCUCUAGGGGAUUCCUCUUCGAUUUAGACUCUGCACUGGACAUCCUCGGUGAACAUAGUCAAUACCUUCGAAUAUUCAAUGGCUGACCAGAGAAUGGACAUUUCUUCUACAAUUAGUGAUUUUAUGUCACCAGGUCCCACUGACCUCAUCUCCAGCUCUCUUAGUGCUACCGGGAUGGAUUGUAAUCGAAAAAGGAAAGGCAGCUCAACUGAUUAUCAACUCGAUGGCUUUUCUUUUGAAGAAAGUAUGGAUACAGACAAAGAUGACCAGCACGGAAGGUUGGAAUACCCAGACCAGCAGGGCAGAAUCCGAAAUGCCAGGGAAGCUCACAGUCAAAUUGAAAAAAGGCGCCGAGAUAAAAUGAACAGUUUUAUUGAUGAACUAGCUUCUUUGGUACCGACAUGCAACGCAAUGUCCAGAAAGUUGGAUAAACUUACUGUAUUAAGAAUGGCUGUUCAACAUAUGAAAACAUUACGAGGUGCCACCAACCCAUAUACAGAAGCAAACUACAAACCUACUUUUCUGUCAGAUGAUGAGCUAAAACAUCUCAUUCUCAGGGCAGCAGAUGGAUUUCUCUUUGUGGUCGGAUGUGACAGAGGAAAGAUACUAUUUGUUUCAGAGUCGGUCUUUAAAAUCCUCAACUAUAGCCAGAAUGAUCUAAUUGGUCAGAGUUUAUUUGACUACCUACAUCCUAAAGAUAUUGCCAAAGUUAAGGAACAACUGUCUUCUUCGGAUACUGCUCCAAGAGAAAGACUAAUAGAUGCAAAAACUGGACUUCCAGUUAAGACAGAUAUAACCCCUGGGCCUUCAAGACUAUGUUCUGGAGCCAGACGUUCAUUCUUCUGUAGGAUGAAAUGUAACAGGCCUUCAGUUAAAGUGGAAGAGAAAGAUUUCCCCUCAACGUGUUCAAAGAAAAAAGCAGACCGAAAAAGCUUCUGCACCAUCCAUAGCACGGGAUAUUUAAAAAGCUGGCCACCCACAAAAAUGGGCCUGGAUGAGGACAAUGAACCAGAUAAUGAAGGUUGUAACCUCAGCUGCCUUGUAGCAAUUGGACGGUUACAUUCUCAUGUCGUUCCACAGCCAGUGAAUGGGGAAAUCAGGGUGAAAUCUACAGAAUAUGUUUCUCGCCAUGCAAUUGAUGGGAAAUUUGUUUUUGUGGACCAGAGGGCAACAGCAAUUCUGGCGUAUUUACCCCAAGAACUUCUAGGCACUUCGUGUUAUGAAUAUUUUCACCAAGAUGAUAUAGGACACCUUGCAGAAUGUCAUAGGCAAGUUUUACAGACAAGAGAAAAAAUUACAACUAAUUGCUAUAAAUUUAAAAUCAAAGAUGGUUCUUUCAUCACACUGAGAAGUCGCUGGUUCAGUUUCAUGAACCCUUGGACAAAGGAGGUGGAAUACAUUGUCUCAACCAACACCGUCGUUUCAGCCAACGUACUAGAAAGCGGGGACCCAACUUUCCCACAGCUUACAGCUUCCCCCCACAGCAUGGAUAGCAUACUGCCCUCUGGAGAAGGUGGACAGAAGAGGAGCCAUCCAACUGUUCCUGGAAUUCCAGGUGGAACAAGAGCUGGUGCAGGGAAAAUUGGCAGAAUGAUUGCAGAAGAGAUCAUGGAGAUACAUAGGAUAAGGGGGUCAUCACCCUCUAGCUGUGGUUCCAGCCCAUUGAACAUCACAAGCACACCUCCCCCUGAUGCAUCUUCCCCAGGAGGCAAGAAGAUUUUAAAUGGAGGAACUCCAGACAUUCCUUCUGCUGGACUCCUACCAGGGCAAAUCCAAGAUAACCCUGGCUAUCCAUAUUCUGACAGUUCCUCUAUUCUUGGUGAGAACCCCCAUGUUGGUAUAGACAUGAUUGAUAACGACCAAGGUUCCAGCAGCCCCAGUAAUGACGAAGCAGCCAUGGCAGUCAUCAUGAGCCUCUUGGAAGCAGAUGCUGGUCUUGGUGGCCCUGUGGACUUCAGUGACUUACCUUGGCCACUUUAAACAUUACUGUAUAGUUGCUUCAGCAACAUCUGCAGUAUGAAAGUGCAUUAUUGGUGGAGUUUGACCAUCUGUGAAGUUUCUUGGAUAAAGAGAUAAUAGCUUUUAUGUUCAAACUUCAUAAAAGCUAUCUCAAAGCCAUUGAUACAAGUCAAUCCUACUAUGUGUAACUUAAGACAAAGUGGAACUAAAACCGCUACAGUGUUUCUGCAUCAUUGAUUAUUGAGCUAGCUGUGAAUAGCUUGCAUUAACUGUAUAUUUUGGAUUCUGUUCGUGUUGAAUUUUUAAAUCAUUGUGCACAGAAGCAUCAUUGGUAGCUUUUAUAUGCAAACAGUCAUUUCAGAUGUACGGUGUUUUUACACUACAAAGAGGUCCCCCAUGUGGACAUUUCUUAUACUAAUUGUAUCAUAAAGCUGUUUAUUCUUUCUUGUAAGAAUCCUUUACUAUAAAUAUGGGUUAAAGUGUAAUGUAUU